GAUCGCCACAUCGGCCCGCGACUAGUUUGGCCUGAGCCAGCUGUGGAAAAGGGCGGAAGCGCGCUCUUUUAAAGUCUGCGCCGGUGGCCUUAUGCCACUUCCGGCGUGGCCAUGGCGGCAAACGCGACCACGAACCCGUCUCAGCUCCUGCCACUAGAGCUUGUGGACAAGUGCAUAGGAUCAAGAAUUCACAUUGUGAUGAAGAGUGAUAAAGAAAUUGUUGGUACACUUCUAGGAUUUGAUGACUUUGUCAAUAUGGUGUUGGAAGAUGUCACAGAGUUUGAAAUUACACCAGAAGGAAGAAGGAUUACAAAAUUAGAUCAGAUUUUACUAAAUGGAAAUAAUAUAACGAUGCUGGUUCCUGGAGGAGAAGGGCCUGAAGUAUGAAUGGAUUGCCUUGACUUAUGCUAGAUUUUGGCUUUUUAAAAAAACCUUUGAUGUUUAGAUUCUAUAAACUGAAGUUUCCGUUAAAAGGAAAUACUUUGGAGAUAUACACCCAUUUUUUCUAAGCUAAUCAUGGUUAUUUUGGGAAAGGAAGAGUUUUGUUUUGUUUUGUUUUUUUAAAGACAUAAAAUAAACAUGUUUUUGGUUAAAGGUGAUUUUAUUUAUUAUAUUGAAAGGUCUAGUGGAACAAAUAUACUUAUUUUGAUACUUGGUU
Molecule: messenger RNA, 658 nt
Organism: Phodopus roborovskii (desert hamster)
Lineage: Eukaryota; Metazoa; Chordata; Mammalia; Rodentia; Cricetidae
Gene: Lsm5
Product: LSM5 homolog, U6 small nuclear RNA and mRNA degradation associated
Exons: 5
Coding region: 112-387 (91 amino acids)
Biological process (GO): mRNA splicing, via spliceosome
Cellular component (GO): U4/U6 x U5 tri-snRNP complex; Lsm1-7-Pat1 complex; U6 snRNP
Molecular function (GO): RNA binding
Source: RefSeq, a predicted model, not a curated record